Molecule: messenger RNA, 2166 nt
Organism: Oryza sativa Japonica Group (Japanese rice)
Lineage: Eukaryota; Viridiplantae; Streptophyta; Magnoliopsida; Poales; Poaceae
Source: RefSeq, a predicted model, not a curated record
AAAAUGGCAGACGCAUACUCCACCCACGCGUACAAACAGCGAGCUCCUCCACCCCGCGACGCCGCGCGCCUCCGCCCAAAACCCUAGCCACCCCGCGUCGCCCGCCUCGGCGCGCCCAAAACCCUAGGGCAUCCCGGAUCCGAAGCUCCCGGCCCCAAUGGCGUCGCCGGACCUGUUCCCGAACGUCUCCUUCUCCCAUGUCUCCGUCCCCGCCGCCGCGGGCGCGUCGACGGAGGUCACCGGCGGCGCCACGGCCGUGUUCGGCGGGGACGCGUCCACCGGGGCCCCGCGCCUCAGCCUCGUCUGGUCCGGGGAGACCCAGGCGAAGCACACGCUCGAGAUCGAUCUCUCUGACGCGCAGAUAUUUAAGCUGGGGCCGACGGAGUGGCUGUGCGUGAGCGGCGAGUCGGAGGCUAAGGACGGUGUGGAGGAGAAGUCAUAUUCAAGAGCAAUUAAGGUUGUUCUUAGGACAGAAGCUGAGAGCAAAGCCUUCUAUUUAGCUUUUCAACAAUGGAAACACCGAGUGAUUAGUGGAAAAGCUGGUGAACCUUUGGAAAAUGGAUUAAUAAUUGGUUCUAAAAGCAAAUUUGAUACAAAAAUUGAGGCCUCAUCAGCAAAGAUGUAUUUCCACUACUAUGGCCAGUUAUUACAUCAGCAAAAUAUGUUGCAAGACUUUGUCAGGACAGGAACAUACUAUGCUGCUGUAAUGGAAAAUCGAUCCGAUUUUGAGGGUCGAGUUGUGGUUGAUGUUGGAGCUGGUAGUGGCAUUCUUUCAUUAUUUGCUGCACAGGCUGGUGCCAGACAUGUAUAUGCAGUUGAGGCAUCUGAAAUGGCUGAACAUGCUCAGCGUCUUAUUUCUGGAAACCCAUCUCUUGGACAAAGAAUAACGGUCAUCAAAGGCAAAGUUGAGGAAGUUGAACUUCCAGAGAAAGCUGACAUACUUAUUUCGGAGCCUAUGGGAACCCUCUUGGUGAAUGAAAGGAUGCUGGAGUCCUAUGUUAUAGCUAGAGACAGAUUCCUUGUGCCAGGUGGUAAAAUGUUUCCAACAACUGGAAGGAUUCAUAUGGCUCCAUUUUCCGAUGAAUACCUCUAUGUUGAAAUGGCAAACAAGGCUCUCUUCUGGCAGCAGCAUAACUUUUUUGGUGUUGAUCUUACACCUUUGCAUGGUUCAGCAUUCCAGGGGUAUUUUUCACAGCCUGUGGUGGAUGCAUUCGAUCCAAGAUUAUUGGUUUCUCCGCCUACGUUUCAUACGCUUGAUUUCACUACCAUGAAGGAAGAGGAGCUUUACGAGAUUGACAUUCCCCUAAAUUUUGUGGCCUCUGUUGGCACUAGGGUGCAUGGGCUAGCUUGUUGGUUUGAUGUAUUGUUCAAUGGGAGCACUGUCCAGAGGUGGCUUACCACUGCUCCAGGCUCCCCUACGACUCACUGGUAUCAACUACGAUGCAUACUUUCACAGCCAUUAUAUGUCAUGGCAGGACAAGAAAUAACAGGACGACUUCAUCUGGUAGCCCACAGUGCACAAAGCUACACGAUAUACUUGACGAUGUCAGCUAAAAUGUGGGGUGAGGGGGCAGAACAAGGUGGCAUCCUGCAGACAUCCACAGCCAAACUUGAACUCAAGGAGCCAUACUACAGGCUGUCUCAACCACAACCAUAUGUGAUGCAACAAGACCAGCAGCAGCAGCAGUUACCAUCUUUGCAGCCACAGAGUCCUCUCUGGGACUAUCACUACGGACAAGAUUAGUUGUCUGGCCUCAGCUAUUGAACAUUGGCAAGAAUAGCAGGGAUCUGAGCAGCAGAUGCAAGAUGGUCUUAGCCCUAGUAUAACGAUUGAACCAGACCAAGACUCGGCGGCCUUCACUAGAUAGCUCGUAAGCCGGAGUUGCUUCAGGCAAACAACUCCAGGCCUGUACAACAGUAUGCUCCUACCUGAUGUUGCUAGGCGUUAGCUGUCAGUGGCUAACAUUGCAUUCGUUGUGUACGAGAGGUUGUGCAGCUGUAGCUAAUUGUGCUCGUGUCUGCACCGUUAUUUAAAGGGGGUCAAAUACAAUAAGUGUAUCUGUUUGCAGGAAAAGCUCAACGACAAAGGCGUCUAACUAGAACGAUUGUUGUGUAUGUUCUUAUGUAUUAUUGUUUUAUUUAAUUUAAAAAUGGUUGGUCGAUCAA